CUCCUCUCUCUCUCUCCCCCUCCCCUCCCCUCCCCUCCCCCCUCUGCAUCCACACCUUUUAUACUCCACCGUUCCCAGAGAUGAAUGUGGAAAAGCUAAUGAAGAUGGCUGGUUCUGUUCGAACUGGUGGGAAGGGUACCAUGAGAAGAAAGAAGAAAGCUGUUCACAAGACUACCACCACAGAUGACAAAAGACUGCAAAGCACACUGAAGAGAAUAGGGGUGAAUGCUAUUCCUGCAAUUGAGGAGGUCAAUAUUUUCAAGGAGGAUGUAGUCAUACAGUUCACUAAUCCUAAAGUUCAAGCUUCUAUUGCUGCCAACACUUGGGUUGUCAGUGGCACUCCUCAGAACAAGAAACUGCAAGAUAUUCUUCCUCAAAUUAUUCAUCAAUUGGGUCCUGAUAAUUUGGAGAAUUUGAAGAAAUUGGCAGAGCAGUUCCAGAAGCAGGUGCCUGGUGCUGAUGCUAAUGCAGCACAAGAAGAUGACGACGAUGUGCCGGACCUUGUUGAUGGUGAGACCUUUGAAGCUGCUGCAGAGAAGGAUCACACUUCUUGACAGCUUAAUAUGGAUUUUUGUGCCAUUUCUUAUAUGUUCUAUGUUUUUGAGCUCUGUUUUUUCUCUACUUAAAUCACUGGAAAGUUGUUACUUUGAAAUUUUAAUCAGUAAUCAACUUGAUCCUCUACAGAUCUUAUUUGCUAUAAAUGAAUCUAAUCGUUACGAGGAA
Messenger RNA from Olea europaea var. sylvestris, 723 nucleotides. RefSeq names its product nascent polypeptide-associated complex subunit beta-like. Gene Ontology annotation, cellular component: cytosol; nascent polypeptide-associated complex. NCBI's taxonomy places the organism in Eukaryota, Viridiplantae, Streptophyta, Magnoliopsida, Lamiales, Oleaceae. The transcript is spliced from 6 exons. Bases 81 to 554 code for a protein of 157 amino acids. The record is from RefSeq and is a predicted model, not a curated record.